Molecule: messenger RNA, 1062 nt
Organism: Hibiscus syriacus
Lineage: Eukaryota; Viridiplantae; Streptophyta; Magnoliopsida; Malvales; Malvaceae
Product: 50S ribosomal protein L21, mitochondrial-like
Exons: 5
Coding region: 73-846 (257 amino acids)
Biological process (GO): translation
Cellular component (GO): ribosome
Molecular function (GO): RNA binding; structural constituent of ribosome
Source: RefSeq, a predicted model, not a curated record
AAGAGCUAAACCCUAGCGAGCCAUCGCCUGAACUUAAGAGGAGGAGAAGAAAAAGCAGCGUCAAGUUUUCAAAUGGCUCAUCGACGGUGCAUCCAAUCACUUGUCCGCCACGCGACGGCUCUCAUCUCUCUAAAAAAGUCGCCGCCUAUCUCCUUCUAUGAAAUCCUAACCCCAAAGCCAAAUACGGUAAUAGCCACUACUAAUUUGGAACCCUCAUGGUUUACUCCCUGGUCCCACAUUCGUCACUUCUCGUCCAGGAAAAGCGACGACAGCAAUGAUGAAGAGGAUGUUGAAGAGAGCAGCGAUGAAGAAACGGAGAACGACGAGGUGGCGGCGGAUUUGGGUAGAUACAACUCGCCCGAGGAGAAGGAAGCUGAGGCCGCGGCUAUUGGAUACAAAGUGGUGGGUCCGCUCCAGCGGUCUGACCGGGUAUUCAAAGACUAUGAGCCAGUUUUCGCAGUGGUUCAGAUUGGAUCGCAUCAGUUUAAGGUGAGCAAUGGGGAUUCCAUUUUCACGGAGAGGUUGAAAUUCUGCGAAGUCAAUGACAAGCUGAUAUUGAACAAGGUUCUCUUUCUGGGUUCAUCUACACAAACAAUUAUUGGAAGGCCUAUACUCCCAGAUGCAGGUGUUCAUGCUGUUGUUGAGGAGCACGCAUUAGAUGCUAAGGUGAUUAUUUUUAAGAAAAAGAGAAGAAAGAAUUACCGCCGAACCAAAGGACAUCGCCAGGAAUUGACUAAGUUGAGAAUAACGGAUAUACAAGGAAUUGAAAAACUAGAAAUCAUAACUGAUGGGAAGCCAUUAAAAGCAGCUGUUAAGAAGACAGAGAAGGUUGUUACUACUGCUUAAAGAUAGAUAUUUUCCCCAUGGCUUUAUUUUGCAAAAUAAUGGGUGCUCAUGUUUUGAUUCUCGAGAUAAUGCCAUCUUUAUACAACAGGUGAAUGUCUUCUUAGUUUGAUCGAUGUACAUUUUUGGAUGUACUGUGAAGCAUUGGAUUUGUUCGCCUUUGCUUUUAAGCACCAAGUGAGAACAGUAAUACAUGUCCCAUGCCAAAUUUUUGUGCUA